This is a messenger RNA of Aspergillus ochraceoroseus IBT 24754, 804 nucleotides long. RefSeq lists its product as uncharacterized. NCBI's taxonomy places the organism in Eukaryota, Fungi, Ascomycota, Eurotiomycetes, Eurotiales, Aspergillaceae. The record is from RefSeq and is a predicted model, not a curated record. The transcript has a single exon. Bases 1 to 804 code for a protein of 267 amino acids.
AUGACGCGCAUACCGAGGAAAGCAGACGAUGCCUCAUCCGAGAAUGAGGCAAAACGCCGAAUCAGCACAUCAUCUCUUGCACUCUCCGAGCGACGCCUGGUCAAAUGUUGCCUUCUAUGCGGUCCCAUCACGAUGAUACUCCUCCUGAUUGGAUUUGCUGCCGGCGUUCUCUUUCCUCCUCCGAGUCCAUCCUUCUCCGCAGAAGAGACUGUGCAAUACUAUGCACGACGCCAGACCGGUCUAAAAGUCACCGUCUUGACGCUGGCGCUGGCCGGCAUCACAGUACCUGCCUUUGCAAUCGGGGUUGGAUCUCAACUGGCAAAAAUUCCCACAGUGCAUCGAGCUGUCCUAUCCGUUCAGCUGAUAUCCGGUGCUCUCGCUGGUGCCUCGUCGGCUUUGGUCUCCAUAUUCCUCGCGACAACCAUAUACCGACUCGACCGAGAUCCAACACUGACACAACUGAUGAGCGAUCUAACGUGGACGUGCUUUGCCCUGAACAAAACAUCCCUCAUCCUCCAAGAACUUGCAAUCAUGCUUGGCAUUUUAUCCGAUCGUCGGCCGAGUCCUCUGUACUCGCGCUGGAUUGUAUGGCUUAAUAUCCCGACUACGGUUCUCUUGUUUCUUCAGAUGCUGGCGUAUUUCUUCCACGCCGGGCCGUUUUGCUGGAAUGGCGUCAUUGGGUUCUGGGUGCCUUUGUUUUCCCUGGCUUCUCAGAUUGCAUGGGAUGCAGUCUUCUUCUGGGAAACUGUCGGAGACCGAGGUCAGGGUGUGGUAUGUGAUCAUGCACAUGGUUCGUUCGUUUAG